Messenger RNA from Exophiala oligosperma, 1397 nucleotides. RefSeq lists its product as uncharacterized. Bases 193 to 1155 code for a protein of 320 amino acids. The record is from RefSeq and is a predicted model, not a curated record. The transcript has a single exon. NCBI's taxonomy places the organism in Eukaryota, Fungi, Ascomycota, Eurotiomycetes, Chaetothyriales, Herpotrichiellaceae.
GGGGAAGAUGGCCGCAGCGUCAAUGUCAGUCCGAUAUACGGAAAGUCGUCGUAAUGAUUCUUUCUUCUCUUGACUGCGCUGUACAGACGGGGGUGGCAUCUUUGCACGUCAAUGGUCUUUCCCAUUUGUUCUAAUCGUCUCCUGUUCCUUGCAUCCGCAUUUUGCUCAUCAAGUUAAAGGGGUAGAAGAAUCAUGGCGCCUUCAGAAGUUCGCAUCGGGUACGUGCCGGAGCACUACCUCCUCCCAUUGCACCUCUGCACAAAACACAAUCUAUUUCCCUCUUCGAUAAAAACCACAUUGGUUCCGUUCCCCUCUGGCACCGGACACAUGAUCACUUCCCUACGUUCAAACGAGAUCGAUCUUGCGAUUGGCUUGACAGAAGGCUGGGUUGCAGGCCUGUUGAAUGCGGACAACUACAACAAGGCUGGGACAGAAAAAGGUUACUCAAUAGUCGGAUCAUGGGUGGCGACACCACUGAGAUGGGCAAUCGUUACUGGUCGGAAUCGAAACGACAUCAAUUCUGUUGACGAUCUCAAGCAGCACCGCCGUGUCGGAGUCAGCAGAAUGGGGAGUGGUAGUCAUGUUAUGGCAUUUGUGCUGGCCCAGCAGGAAGGCUGGCUUCAUCAAACAAAAGACCAAAAGUCGGAAGGGCUCUCGAUUGUCCCACUAGGCCCUUUCAAAGAUCUACGCGAUGGAGUCACCAACGCCACCGCUGACUUCUUCAUGUGGGAGCACUUCACGACCAAGCCAUACUUUCACGGAGAGAGUACACCACUGAAAAAGAUUGGAGAAAUCUACACACCCUGGCCAAGCUGGCAUAUUGCUGCGUCGAGAUCAACUUUUCCGGAUCAGGAGUCAGACGAUACGUUGAAGCAAAUAUUCCAAGCCUUUGACGAAGGCGUGAAGAGUUUCAACACUGACACCGACGCUGCUAUAAAAAUGCUAGGCACAGGUGAGGCGCAGUGCCAUUAUUCCGAAGAAGACGGCCGAGAGUGGCUGAAGGACGUCAAGUUUGUGGGAAGCACGAGAGGAGUCGACCCGACUGUCAUGAGUGGUGUGGUUGACGUUCUGAAGACUGCCAAUGUAAUCGGUACUGAUGUUGCUAUCAAGCCUGGCGAUGGAGUCGUGGGAAUAUCCAGGCAAGGAACGGAGUAGACUAGGCAUUCCAAGACCGUUGAGCUCCUAUUGAUGGAGAUUUUCCAUUCUUCGUCUGCCGAAGACAGAUAACCUACAAUCUUUCUCGUCAAAGCAAUUCACGCAGCUACCAGUCUGAGCCGCAGGAGUUAUGCAUGGUAAUCGGGGUUUGCUGUCUGCUCGAUGACAAGGGAAUGCCCAUGUCCGAGAGUACAUCAGGAGAUGGGUUUUGAAGACGUGUAUCCAAUCUACGAUUAUUUAUA